UGCACUGAAAGCGGGCACACAAUUACCCGACACGGUCCGUUCGUCAUCUCAUUCGGAGGGAGUCCCUCUGCGGCUGUAGUUGCACUUUUUUUUCCCAACUCACCAGCUUUCAAAAUGAUCAAGAACGGACACCACCACCACCAAGUGAUCACAGCAGCCGGGAAAGACGCAGGGACGACCCCCGGCGCCGCAGUUUGCAGUCCCGAGAAGAGGAGGCGAAGGAUCCGGGUGUGGUGCGACGGCUGCUACGACAUGGUCCAUUAUGGCCACUCCAACCAGCUGCGACAGGCCAAGGCCAUGGGAGAUUACCUCAUCGUUGGAGUGCACACAGACAGUGAGAUCGCGAAGCACAAGGGUCCGCCAGUCUUCACUCAGGAAGAAAGAUACAAGAUGGUGCGGGCCAUAAAAUGGGUGGAUGAGGUCGUGGAAGGAGCGCCUUACGUCACCACCCUCGGGACCCUCGACAAGUACAACUGUGACUUCUGUGUGCACGGAGAUGAUAUAACACUAACAGUGGAUGGGAAGGACACAUAUGAGGAGGUGAAGAAGUCGGGGCGGUACAGGGAGUGUAAGAGAACCCAGGGAGUCUCAACCACGGACCUGGUCGGCAGGAUGCUACUGAUGACCAAAGCACACCACAGUAACAUUGAUAGUUCAGACUAUCAGCAGCACACAGACAACUUUGGAAAGGGGUCACAUGGUCAGAAGGGCCACAGUCCCUGGACGGGGGUGUCUCAGUUCCUGCAGACCUCACAGAAGAUCAUCCAGUUCGCUUCAGGCCAGGAGCCUCAACCCGGAGACACUAUCAUCUAUGUGGCAGGAGCCUUUGACCUCUUCCACAUUGGCCAUGUGGACUUCCUGGAAGCGGUGCAUAAGCUCGCAGAAAAGCCAUACAUUAUAGUGGGGUUGCACUUUGAUCAGGAGGUGAAUCGCUACAAAGGGAAAAACUACCCCAUCAUGAAUGUCCACGAGAGAACGCUCAGCGUCCUGGCUUGUCGAUAUGUUUCAGAAGUGGUGAUUGGUGCCCCCUUUGCUGUCACAAAAGAUUUGCUGGACCAUUUUAAGGUGGAUCUUGUAUGCCAUGGAAAGACAGAAAUAUAUCCUGACAAGGAUGGAUCCGACCCUUACGCUGAGCCGAGGAGGAAAGGAAUCCUGCGUACUGUUGACAGUGGGAACAGCCUCACUACAGAUGCCAUUGUGCAGAGGAUAAUCAAAAACAGGUUGCUAUUUGAAGCAAGGAACCAGAAGAAAGAGGCCAAAGAGAUUGCUGUGAUCCAGGCCAUGAAGCGACAAGAGGAGGAAAAGACUAAAGAAAGACCCCAGGCUGUGCUGUAGAGAGGCCCCAAACAAGCACCAUCAACCCGAGUGUCAGCAAAACACUGACGAGAUCAAUUAAUCUCAUGUACAGUGAAAAAAAAACAAAAAAAAAAAAUCAACCCUUUUCUAUGUGUUAUGACACCCUCCACACAC
Chelmon rostratus (copperband butterflyfish) is the source of this 1470-nucleotide messenger RNA. Its product is annotated as ethanolamine-phosphate cytidylyltransferase-like. Gene Ontology annotation, biological process: phosphatidylethanolamine biosynthetic process. The record is from RefSeq and is a predicted model, not a curated record. Lineage: Eukaryota; Metazoa; Chordata; Actinopteri; Chaetodontiformes; Chaetodontidae. The coding region runs from base 115 to 1335 and encodes 406 amino acids. Gene Ontology annotation, molecular function: ethanolamine-phosphate cytidylyltransferase activity. The transcript is spliced from 13 exons. Gene Ontology annotation, cellular component: cytoplasm.